CCAGAAUAUGACAGAUCAACCGUUAAUAAGUUUAACUAAUGAACAAACACCGACGGCUCUUAUACCAACUGCUACGACAAUUAUAGCCGACGGUGCUGAUAAUAACUAUAACCUAAUCACCGAGACGGAUAAGCCUAUCAUUUUAGAACUCGGCACAUGUUCGGCAUCUACAACCGAAUUAUCAGUCUCUUAUAGCAACGAGUAUCCAAUAGAAACUUUGAAUUCUUAUGAAUCUACAAGAAACGAAACUGCAUUUACUACUGGCUUAUGCGGGAGCAGUUUUGCACCAAUUCCAUCAUCGUCAACGUCACCACAAUCACCUUCCACGCCAUCUGUGAUAUCAGGAAACUCGAAUUUAAUUAACAACACAAAUUCGUUAAUAGUUCCCGUCGAAUCCGAUGUUCCCUUAUCGCCCGCUCUGUAUUCUUGGCCCUCAUCUAACCGUACACAGGCGAUAUCGUCACAAAUUGAGGUCAAAUUUAAAUUAAGAAAGGAAAUGGUCCCUUUGCCGACAUAUAUAUCGUAUGCGGGCACUCAUGAGCAUAUUAUAAGCAAAGAAAUUAAUCCUUCAAGGAACGAAAGAGCACUGCAAAGUGAAAAAGAAUAUAAAAAGACUGCUUGUGACCGUGAACGCACCCGUAUGCGAGAUAUGAACCGGGCAUACGAUCUAUUGCGCUCCAAAUUGCCAAUAUCUAAGCCAAAUGGGAAAAAAUUUUCAAAAAUUGAAACUUUACGAAUUAGCAUUGGCUAUAUAAAAGAUUUGCUGCAACAACUUCAAGAAAAUCCAGAGGAUUAUGAUAUAUCUCCGUCUAAAUCGAAUCAAAUUGUGAAAUUCGUUGACUAUAAAUCUGCUCUCAAUUCGCGUAAACGUUCGCAAUCAUUACAAUAUGAACAAAAAUCUAUCUAUAUUGAUGAGAGCAGUAGCAAGGAUAUCGAUGAAGCAAAUAUUAAUUGGAACGAUAGUUACUUGCUUAACGCUACUGAUAAAUGGGAAUAACUUUUAACAAUUAGUUACGAAAUGCCAAAGAAAUACAAUAAAAUAAAUAUAUUAAUAAUGCUGUUGAUUAAGUGAAUACGGAAAGAAAGAUUAUUGGUUCACAUGUGUUUUUUUAAAGUUUUGCAUUUUAAUAUUAUAUUGAUACAUGUAUGUAUGUAUGCCUUGUGCAAACAAAACUCAAACGACGUCAUAAGAGAAACGAUCCAAAUCUUGAAAAUUUUUUUUCUCAUUCCUUUUAUCCAAUUUUUUUUUUAUUUAUUUAUUUUUUUUUUUGUUAAUUAUUGCUUAGAAAAUUCUGCAUAUUAUAGAGUGAAUAGAGUGUUGCAUAAAUUUGAAUAUUUUUCAAUUUAUAUUACAAUUGUAUACUAACUCUCUUGAAGUUGUGCCCCCAUUGUCAAAUAAAAUUAUAAGAAUAUUAAAAAUACUUUUCACUUACAUUGUGUUUAAUAUCCGGUUAUUUUAAAUAUUUCUUUGUAUCGUGAGCAUUCUUUAAAACAGAGUUGUUAAGCUAAUACGUUGAGGAAAUGCAACAUUAUUCCCAACUAACGGCAAUACUGUUCGAUAAAUUUUUGACAAA
Molecule: messenger RNA, 1574 nt
Organism: Glossina fuscipes
Lineage: Eukaryota; Metazoa; Arthropoda; Insecta; Diptera; Glossinidae
Gene: sage
Exons: 3
Coding region: 8-997 (329 amino acids)
Biological process (GO): mesoderm formation; regulation of transcription by RNA polymerase II
Cellular component (GO): nucleus
Molecular function (GO): protein dimerization activity; DNA-binding transcription factor activity, RNA polymerase II-specific; RNA polymerase II cis-regulatory region sequence-specific DNA binding
Source: RefSeq, a predicted model, not a curated record